AUGCUUUUCGAGCUUGAAACAGGGCGCGUCCUAUACAGCGAGCAGAAAAAGACUGUGGAAAUGGGAAAGCUUAUGCAGGUUGUUGGGGAAUUGUUCCCACAGCAGAAUGUCCCACCUGUGGAGAAUCUGGCCUUCGGGUCCGUCAAGUCUGGUUGUUGGGAUGGCAAAUACAAUUCAAGGGAAGAAUUCUCACUUCUGUGA
Messenger RNA from Penicillium soppii, 201 nucleotides. RefSeq lists its product as uncharacterized. Lineage: Eukaryota; Fungi; Ascomycota; Eurotiomycetes; Eurotiales; Aspergillaceae. The record is from RefSeq and is a predicted model, not a curated record. The transcript has a single exon. Bases 1 to 201 code for a protein of 66 amino acids.